This is a messenger RNA of Drosophila eugracilis, 2493 nucleotides long. It is a transcript of the gene Pbp95, whose product is annotated as snRNA-activating protein complex subunit 4. The record is from RefSeq and is a predicted model, not a curated record. NCBI's taxonomy places the organism in Eukaryota, Metazoa, Arthropoda, Insecta, Diptera, Drosophilidae. The coding region runs from base 32 to 2200 and encodes 722 amino acids. The transcript has 3 exons.
CCCUGCCAAUAAAAACCAAACAAACCGUGCAAUGGACGAUGUGGGGGAUCUAUGGAUAAACCAGCAGCAACUGAUGGCCGAGAUCUCCACCCUGCUGCAGACCACCGCGGAAUCCAGUGAUGAAAAUGCUCUGCAGCUGAAUCAGGAGCUUCAGCGCCGCCUUUUGCAGGUCAGGUCUAAGAUUCUGACAAUAUUGCAAAUAGUUAGAGCCCGCUUCGACCGGAAUGAGGACAUCCUUGUUCGGCGCCUGCGACCACGUACUCAAUUUAGCCCAGAUUCCUUCAAUCUGAGCGGGGCGAUUCUGCGCAAGGGUACGUUCCGCUUUAAGGGCAAUCUCUUCUUCCGGGACAUAGACGGCCGGAGUUGUCCCAACAACGAGGACUACGAGACGCGUUGUCAUACUGAGAUGUUUCCCACAGACUUCGACAUGCACUCCCGCCAUGUUUGGACAUUGCUGGAUAAGAAAAACGUGAUAAUGGGAAUUAAGCAACAGUUACUUGACUACAACGCCCAGAAGAUGGACAUAAUACCCAGUGCCAGUUUAAAGCGGAAGCCAACCGAGCGACAUCUUAACUCGCUAGCCUCUCUACUGACUACGGUGGAUAGCGGCUUCAGGAUUGAUUGGAACCAGAUCAGCACCCUGGAUUUGGAAUUUCGGCACUCUCCUUAUAGUUGUGAAGCCAUGUGGCAAGUCUAUCUGAGUCCCGAUAUAAAUCGUGACGAUUGGUCGCCCGACGAGGAUGAGGCUCUGCUAGCGGCGGCCUCUGCCAACCGAAUGCAGAACUGGGAACUAAUAGCAUCGUCCCUAGACCGGCGCUCCGACUACCAGUGCUUCGUCCGCUUUAAUACCGCUCUUCGUCAUCUUGUGGAGCCAAGAACGAGCUAUCGCUGGAGCGACGAGGACAACGAGAGGCUCCGUGAUCUGGCUGAGAAAAAUACAGCAAAUGGCGUAAUUAAUUGGAAAAAGGUAGUGGAAUAUUUCCCGGGCAAGUCCAAGUCAACACUGAUUGGCCGUUACUACUACGUGCUUCAUCCCAGCAUUAGCCAUGAUCCUUUUACUACUAAAGAGGACAUGAUGUUGUUUGCCGCCGUAGAGGAGUACAAUGGCAAGUUUCACUGUUUCCCGAGAACGCUCUUUCCAAACCGAUCGUUGGCACAGCUACGGACGCGUUACCACAAUGUGCUCUCACAACGCAACAAGACUGACUCUUGGUCGGUUCAGGACGACAACCGACUUAUGAGCUUUGUAACCCAGUACGGGCCUUCUCAGUGGCUGAAUUGCGCUGCGUUUUUGGGUAAUCACUCGCGUACCAGCUGUCGAACGCGCUAUUUGGUAAUCAAGAAAUUUAUGGAACAGAAUCUGAAUGCAAAAGUAGAAGAUUUGCCCCGACGCCGGCUGAGGAAAAUGUCGGUUGUCAAUUCGGACAAUUGGGCGCAGCAUUUGCAAGAAUGGCAGGAAGACCCCGAGUCAUUGAUGACAGCUCAAAGGACAAAAAGAUCACAAGUGCGAGAACCCAGAGCGAAAAAGGCUAGGACUGAGCGAAAAGAAGACAAUUCUACUCUGCUUUCAAAAGUCGACAUUGAGUUCAUAGAAUUCUUUAAGUACAGCUAUAAAUUGCCGUUGACAAUUCCGACAAUAUUCCCAAUUCCAAAAGACGUUUACAACCUCGCGCACGUGGUCAGGGCUCUCGCAUAUAAGCCACCAAUCCGUCCCUCGCUCUUACAAACAAUCUCAAUGCCGAAUAAACUGAUUAAAAGCUAUAAUAUCAUGAUGAGAAACCUGCCGGAUGAGAAUUGUGAUUUAAAGAGCCCACUGCUGCCGCCAAAUUGGUCUACGAUGAUGGGGUUCCGGGCCAUGUGCAUUCUAUCCGGAGAUUCCCGUAAAAAUGAUUCGAAAGCCAAGGAUUUUGUCUAUGAUGAAUCUGCACCGCCCAUUCAACUUUUCCGUCAGCGGUUGCGAGCGCUCUUCUACCGCACGACACUUCUCAGCCGGCUAGAGUCGCAGCUCUUUUUAGAUUUACCCGCAGCCUUAGUGUCUAUGCCACGACCCUCACCAGAUUAUGCCAAAAUGGGUACCAAUAUAAGCUUGCUCGAUCACGAACCGGAACCAAAGAACAAUUUAAAAUCUGAGCCCCUCAGAGAGGACGAAAUUAUAAAUACAGUCAAGCUAGAGGUGGAGAUGGAGUAUAUAGUUCCUUAGAAAUAGAUAAGCAAUGUUAAGUGUUAAGCUUUAUAAGUUUUUAUUUUUAAUUUAUAUCGCGUUGUAUAAUAAUUCAUUACAAUAGCUAACAAAUAAUUUAUAAACUUGUAGGUACUUUCAUUGUGUUUCACAUACAGCAAAAUCAAAUGCUUGACCGCAGGCGUACCCUAGCGAUGUACAUUAGAGUGGCUCGAGUUUCUGAAUGUAAUAUUAAAAAAUUAUUGCUUCGGACACUAAAGGUUACAUUGUACAUUUAAUCUUUUACACUGAAUAAAUGUCUUUGUCUUUUAAAA